AUAUAUAUAACCUUGGAUACAAUCAGUCUAUAGUACGAAGAGUUAUUAUUACGUUGUUGACUAACUAAUGAACUUUGUAAUGGCUAUUACUAAAUAUUUUUUUCCUUUAAAGACGACAGUAUGUAUGUUGCUACUAGCGAAAUCAAUGCUGAAACAGACUGAAGCUCUUAUAAAUAUGGAAUUCCCUGAAGGAUUUCAACUGGGAGUCGCUACAGCAUCUUAUCAAAUUGAAGGAGCCUGGAACACUAAUGGUAAAGGUGUUAAUAUAUGGGAUGUAUUUACUCAUGAUAAUAAAUCGAAAAUAAGGGAUCACAGUAAUGGUGACGUAGCCUGCGAUUCGUAUCAUAAGUAUAAAGAAGAUGUCCAGUUAAUUAGCGAUAUAGAUGCUGACUUUUAUCGAUUCUCACUUAGCUGGUCUCGAAUCUUGCCAAACGGUUUUUCUAAUGUAGUGAACGAAGAAGGACUUAAUUAUUAUAAAAAUCUUAUCGACGAACUACUCGCAAAGGAUAUUCAACCACACGUUACAAUAUAUCAUUGGGAUCUUCCGGAAAAUUUGGAAAAAUUAGGUGGUUGGACUAACGAAUUAAUCAUCGAAUAUUUUGUUGAUUAUGCAAGGAUCGUUUUCAAAGAGCUUGGUCCUAAAGUAAAACUUUUCUAUACCAUAAAUGAACCAGCUAUAUUAUGUGGAGAAGGUUACGGCUCAAUUACGAAAGCUCCAGGGAAAAAUUUAACCGAAAUUGGAUCUUAUUUAUGCAUGCAUAAUGUACUGAAAGCGCACGCCAAGGUAUAUCAUAUGUACGACAAAGAAUUCAGAUCUGAACAAAAGGGAUUGAUCUCUAUCGUCGUAUCGUGUUCCGCAUACUUUGCCAAGAAUGAAAAUGAUUUAGAAGCGGAAGAAAUAGCCUAUCAAUUUCUUUGCGGAUGGUUAAGUCAUCCAAUUUAUUCGAAAACCGGUGAUUAUCCAGAAAUUAUGAAGAAUCGUAUAGCAGAAAAUAGUAGGAUUCAAGGAUACUCCAAAUCAAAAUUGCCCGAAUUCACACCAGAAUGGAUUGAAUAUAUACAAGGAACUUCAGACUUCUUCGCCUUAAAUCACUAUACUUCUAAUCUGGUCGAAAUUGUACCAAAGGGACCGAACGAUCCUUGGUACGGAGAGAGCGGAGUUAAAUUUAGCUACGAUCCAAAAUGGCCAUCCUCUGGAUCAUCGUGGUUAAAGAUAGUUCCUGAGGGAUUUAGAAAGAUUCUUAAUGUAAUAAAAAAUAAAUACAAUAAUCCACCGGUUAUUAUUACGGAAAAUGGUGUUUCCGACGAUGGUACAUUGAUGGACAAAAUAAGAAUUAAUUAUUUUUCUGAAUAUCUUAAGGCUAUGCUGCAAGCUAUAUAUGAAGAUGGUUGUAACAUCAAAGGUUAUACAGCUUGGAGUUUGCUAGACAACUUUGAAUGGGAAAAUGGCUACCUUGAAAAAUUUGGUCUUGUCCAAGUUGAUUUUGCAUCUCCCAACAGAACGAGAACUCCCAAAAUGUCAAUGGAAUGGUACAAAAAUGUAAUCAAACAACGGAAAAUAACUAAUUUUAUACCAAAUACAAACAAAUACAAUAUUGUAUCUGCUCGUUAAAGUAAAAUAUGUAUUUUCUUAUGAAUUGUCACUAUAAUAUGCGUUUGAUUUUAUUCAUAUAUAUAAAAUUGAAAAUAUUGUACUUUAAAAAAAAAGAAUGGUUUGUACAUAGAUACAGAAUCUUAUAUAUUUGUUACAUAAUAAACUAUUGACUUAUUUUAUUA
Vespa velutina is the source of this 1776-nucleotide messenger RNA. Its product is annotated as myrosinase 1-like. The record is from RefSeq and is a predicted model, not a curated record. The transcript has 8 exons. Lineage: Eukaryota; Metazoa; Arthropoda; Insecta; Hymenoptera; Vespidae. Gene Ontology annotation, biological process: carbohydrate metabolic process. Bases 68 to 1612 code for a protein of 514 amino acids. Gene Ontology annotation, molecular function: beta-glucosidase activity.